UCCUGGCCUACGCAAUCUCCAAGAAGGCUCGGGAGAUGGAGCUGCCUCCGGAAGAUGUGGAAGAAUUCUGCAAUCUCGCAGACAACAUCCUGAACCUCUGUGCGGCGUCGGCUGUGUGCUCCUCCCGCAUCGCACAUGGGGGGUGAUUGGAAAACUGGAGAAUAAGAGGCCCCUGACCACUCUGUGCAGAAAGACCAUCGGGGCAGAUGUGACCAAUGAACUCGAGGAAUAUGACAAAACACUAGAGAAGGAACGAACUGCUCAAAAGAUGAACCUUCAGAAGCAGCUAGUGAAGAUCCAUAAUGAUGUACAGAAAUUUCAGAGACAUCUAAAUGAUGUUACUGCGACUCCUGAAUCGAUUGAAAGACUUAAAGAAAAGGCGUCAGAGGUGGAAGGGUCAAUAAACGCUCUAAAGGAGGAGCGCCGUUUAUGCUUUAAGGAAUAUUUAAAGGAGGAGCGGACGUGCAGCCAGGAGGUUACUGCUUAUGAGAAGAAGACUGAAAACUGGAGUCUUCCAUUUAACUCAAACCCCAAGUUACCUGCGGCUUCUGCUCUUAAGACCAAACCCGCCAACAGAGACCUACCGGCAGAGGUCAAAGCUUUGGAGGAUUUCCUGCAGAAGACAGAAGGUCCUCAUGGAGGCUGGGACCAAUUGGAUCACCAAACGUUCUUAAGAGUCUGGAUGAAGCACAGUGGGCGGCCAUCGUACAGGAAGGAGGCGAAACUGUACCUGCCAGGUAAAACACAGGAGCAGAUGCAGCAACAUGAGAGCUGGCUUCAGGAGCUGCUGCACCUGCAACACAACAAGAGAGAGACUGUCCAAAACAAUCCGUCGAGCUUCAUCCCCUACACAAUCGUUGUGGAUUGCGACUAA
Molecule: messenger RNA, 874 nt
Organism: Girardinichthys multiradiatus
Lineage: Eukaryota; Metazoa; Chordata; Actinopteri; Cyprinodontiformes; Goodeidae
Product: coiled-coil domain-containing protein 112-like
Exons: 8
Coding region: 269-874 (201 amino acids)
Source: RefSeq, a predicted model, not a curated record